AUGAAAGACCUGGAGAGUGCAAUAGAGAGGCCCCAUCAGAAAGCAUUAGGCAUGCACAGCAUAUCUAAGCCACCCACUGUGCGCGCCAAUCAAAGCACACAAACCGACACAUUGGAGAAUGAUCGGAAAAAGCAAGCAAAGAGAGCCCACACGGCUGCCAAUAGCGGGCGGGAUGUGCCCAAUUCGCCGCAGCAAAUAGCAAACUGCAUCCGUUUAGAAUCGCCGAGAGGACCAAUAGAAGCCAGGCCCAAAGAGCAACAACACUACUCCAACCAACCAAAAGAGGUGGUUGCUGUAAAGAAACAAAGCGUAGCAGCAGUAGACAUGAAUGCGCCCCUAGGCGUGGAGGGCACCCAAUCACGGAAGGCUGGUCAACAGUGGUCAAACCAAGAAUCUGUUGAUGAUAAACUGCGUUGGCUCUACAACAUUAUUCAGGACGGUGUUACCCAAUUCGUGCCGGUUUACAUCAGCAAACCCAGUAGAUUUCCACCUUGGUUUUCUAGUGAAUUGACUGAGAAAAUCAUCCUGAAAAAAGCAGCGCACACACAGUAUAAAAAAGAGAAUACCAGGCGAAACUACACGCUCUUCAGUAACCUGAGACAAGAGUGCAAAAAUCUCUGCAACAAGUAUUAUAAUGUGUAUGUUGAUAAGGUAGAAGGGUCACUGAAAGGUGACACCAAAGCCUUCUGGAAUUAUAUCAAGGAUAAGAAGCGAGUAAACAGUGACAUUCCAGUAUCCGUGGUCUGGGAUAAUCAAUCAGCAUCAAGUGGCGUGGAGAUCAGUAACUUAUUUGCACAGUUCUUUAAGAGCAUAUAUGCACCGGUGUCUGACGAUAGCGUAACUCUGGCACACUCACACCCUUAUCCGCAAUCGGUAAACUUAAAUGACUUUGAGGUUACCUUUGAUAUUGUCUUCAAGCAACUGAGCUCCUUAGAUCCUAGUAAAGCUGCGGGACCUGAUGGCCUGCCGAAUGCCUUUCUUAAGAACUGCGCCAUUGGGCUCUGUGAACCGCUGACACACAUUUCCCAAUCGCCUCUGCAGUGUGGUGUUUUUCUUACAGACUGGAAACUAUCGUACGUCAGCCCCAUUCAUAAAAAAGGGCCAAAGAAUACAGUCACGAAUUAUCGGCCAAUCUGUAUUCAGUCGGCCUUGGCUAAACUUUUUGAAAAGCUGAUCUAA
Messenger RNA from Anastrepha obliqua, 1179 nucleotides. RefSeq lists its product as uncharacterized. The coding region runs from base 1 to 1179 and encodes 392 amino acids. The record is from RefSeq and is a predicted model, not a curated record. NCBI's taxonomy places the organism in Eukaryota, Metazoa, Arthropoda, Insecta, Diptera, Tephritidae. The transcript is spliced from 2 exons.